Molecule: messenger RNA, 1434 nt
Organism: Batrachochytrium dendrobatidis JAM81
Lineage: Eukaryota; Fungi; Chytridiomycota; Chytridiomycetes; Rhizophydiales
Exons: 4
Coding region: 1-1434 (477 amino acids)
Biological process (GO): proteolysis
Molecular function (GO): aspartic-type endopeptidase activity
Source: RefSeq, a predicted model, not a curated record
AUGCUAAUUACUCUAGAAUGCGUUAUACUUGCGUUGCAGGCGGUUUCUGCAGUUCGACUUGCAUUACAUCCACCAGUUGGAAUUGACAGUCAAUCAAGCAAUAGGCUAUCAAAACGAUCACCUGUUGAAUUGGGUGGUGAUAUUAACAAAUGCUACACAAUUAAAGUCAAUGUUCACGGAACUGAUUUGGGUUUACGAGUCGAUUCAGAUGCCUCUAACAUAAUGGUACCACUUCCUAGUUCAAGCAAUGAUGUGAGUUUGGCUUCAGAAAGUACUCCAAGUGGAGAACCCGUUACUAUAAAUUACAGAAGAAAACAGUAUAAAGGACUUACAUCCACAGCCGCUGUGACGAUUCCAGGUACUAGGAUAACUGACAUCAAUUUACCAGUGCUAGCAGUUGAAAAACAGUCGCCAGAUAUAGUUGGUAUUAGUUCAAAGUUUGAUGGAGUAUUUGGGUUUGGCCAUCCUUAUUUGUUAAAUCGUCAUUCACGAAUCACUGCGAUGGAUGUUUUGUACACCAAUAAUGUCAUUCCCAAUAACGAGGUUAGUCUUCAACUAUGUCCGUAUGAUAUUCUGCAUGAAAGUUCCAUCAAUAUAGGAAACACAGACAUAACUGCAAAAUGCGGAACAGAUGGAAGCAGUGUUGCAUGGGUAGAGUCACCAACAAACAAUCAAUUUACUGUCAACAUCAAGAGUAUACUAGUCAAUGGCGAACAAGUGGAUCUACCCGAUGAAUUCCAAAAAAGGGUAGAGAAUGGACAUACUUUGUAUUCGGUUAUACAAACAUGUUUUAGAUAUAUGGUUUUUCCUGAAACAGUCGUGGCAGCGUUGAUUGAUGCCAUUGUUGGUAGUAAUGCGAUCACUAUCAAAAAUAUAUUAUUUAGAAACAGACUCGGCAAAAUAGCGGUUAAAAACAUAUUACAGAAAAACCAUCCAAUGUCCAAAUUCGAGUUUAAAAUCAAAUGGGAAAAGCUGCCGUCGCUUUCGAUUACAAUGUUUGCUAAAAACCCCAUAACUGAUGAAAACCACGAUUCCGUUGUAACGAUCAAACUGGGUCCUAGAGACUAUCUACAGAGAGUUGAUUCUGAUGAAUUUGAAUUUAUUGUAGCAGCUGGUCCAAACGACAAUGUAAUUCUUGGUAUACCAUUUAUGAACCGACUUGCAGUCACAUUUGAUCGAACACAUAAACGCAUUGGGUUUGGUCCUGGAUGUGGAUGUGAAGUCAUGGCUGAUGGAUAUCCUACUAUUUCGAAUGCUGAUCAAGUGCUCUGGCCAUUAUCACAUGUUAGAUUGCCUGAACAACCAAGUACUUCAAGUUCAGAUGGCACAUCUACUCUCAGGAGAUCAUUGUCGCGACUUGGUAGUACUCUUCGUGGUAGUAGGCGCUCAAAAAUGACUUACAGGGAUUCUAAUGGGUAUUGGCCACUAAACUGA